Messenger RNA from Polistes canadensis, 974 nucleotides. It is a transcript of the gene Vps29, whose product is annotated as vacuolar protein sorting-associated protein 29. The coding region runs from base 168 to 716 and encodes 182 amino acids. Gene Ontology annotation, cellular component: retromer complex; endosome. The record is from RefSeq and is a predicted model, not a curated record. Gene Ontology annotation, biological process: retrograde transport, endosome to Golgi; intracellular protein transport. NCBI's taxonomy places the organism in Eukaryota, Metazoa, Arthropoda, Insecta, Hymenoptera, Vespidae. The transcript is spliced from 4 exons.
GAAAUUUCCAAUGAAAAAUCGAGACAUCGUUGCAUAUAAUUGUCAACUACACCCAUUAGUUUAGUUUGACAGUUCAUUAUAACGUUUCAUUAGUUGUUAAUAAAUGCAGUGCGUUAAAAGGCAUCUGUUAAUAAGCGUACUUUUAUAAAAACUUUACCAAUAGAAUCAUGCUUGUUUUAGUAUUGGGAGAUCUGCACAUUCCACAUAGGUGCAGUAGUCUUCCAAGCAAAUUUAAAAAGCUUUUGGUACCAGGUAGAAUACAACAUAUAUUAUGUACAGGUAAUCUUUGUACGAAAGAAUCAUAUGAUUAUUUAAAAACGCUGGCUAGCGAUGUACAUGUAGUAAGAGGAGAUUUUGACGAGAAUUUAAAUUAUCCCGAACAAAAAGUUGUUACCGUUGGACAAUUUAGAAUAGGAUUAUCACAUGGUCAUCAAGUUGUACCGUGGGGAGAUCCAGAAGCUUUAGCCUUGAUUCAAAGACAAUUGGAUGUUGAUAUUUUAAUAUCGGGUCAUACUCAUAAAUUUGAAGCUUAUGAGCAUGAAAAUAAAUUUUACAUUAAUCCUGGGUCAGCAACGGGUGCAUAUAAUCCCUUGGAUACAUCUGUCAUUCCAUCUUUUGUUCUAAUGGAUAUACAAAGUUCCACAGUUGUAACUUAUGUAUAUCAGCUAGUUGGAGAUGAUGUAAAAGUAGAGAGGAUCGAAUAUAAAAAGAGUUAAGUACUAUCUAUGAUUAUACAAAAAUGAAUUAAUUAUAAAAAUAAAACGAAAUCAUUAGCGACGGCUGGUUGGUUAAGUAUAGAAAAAGUAUGGUUUAUAUUGAACUUUACACUUGUAUUUGAAUUUCGUAAGAUUGAGAAUCAUGCGUUGCAUCUUAGACUUAUAUUUGACCGAAAUAUUUAAGAAAUUAUGCAAAACAUUGAAAAAUAUAUUAUACAUUUAUUGUAAAUAAAACUGUUUUAAAAUUAGACAAAUAUA